This is a messenger RNA of Sphaeroforma arctica JP610, 1502 nucleotides long. RefSeq lists its product as hypothetical. NCBI's taxonomy places the organism in Eukaryota, Ichthyosporea, Ichthyophonida. The record is from RefSeq and is a predicted model, not a curated record. The transcript has 2 exons. Gene Ontology annotation, molecular function: protein binding. Bases 1 to 1485 code for a protein of 494 amino acids.
AUGGAGUGUAUGCAUAUCAAUAAUGACAAGAAACCAAUACUUAUAGGCACAAUUGGUAUGCACAACGAGGACUUGAUACGCCUGUGCGGGAAAAUCAUCCCACGCGAUCCAAUGCUAUUAAUACUCAGCUAUUUGCCACCGAAGAAUCUAUUGCAGAUCGCCCGUACGUGCAAAGCACUUCACACAUUAGCGCUGGAUUGGUCGUUAUGGCAACGAUUGCCUGACUACUUGUACCGGUACUAUUUCAAACACAAAGGGUUGCUGAUGUUUUGCGCCAUGGAUGUUGUGUGCAGUGUACUUAAACAACCCAGUUGCUCGCAUCUGGUGGAGUUCCGCAUGCCCGUGAUUGUUGAUAAUCGCAAGCUAUACACAGUGCAGAAAGACUAUGAAGCCUAUCUAGAUAUACUUGUGCCACUAUUACCGAGGGUAACCUCUCUCGACCUUUCCAAGUGCUACUACAUGGACUUUGAAUUGCCACUGUUCUGUGCGUACAUACAGCGAUUUCAGCCAAAAGUACUGAAUAUGGGCCAGAUAUUUAAUCACGCUGACUACCUUACUAACAGUGUAGAGAAGCUCACCACGGCAACAGUUUUACGUGUAUCUAUCUGCAGUCCUAGUUUAAUUGAGCUGUACGCGUGGGGAGUACCUAUACAACCUACAUUAGAUCAGUGUCCAAAGUUACGGACGUUAAUGCUAGGCGGGGAGGGGGUUGCUAUACUGGAUACAGCUAUAUGGAGUGCAUCUCUAACUAAGAUAGGCGUAGAUGCCAUACUAACUUACGAUGCAGUGGUGCUGUGCCCGCAGUUGACCGAGUUUAGCACGCUAUUGUGGCCUGUACAGUUCCAAUGCAAAACACUCACACAUGUUAGCAUUAAAAGGGCUGAGAAUAAAGAGCUGGUGAACUCCUUUCGAGUAGACACACUUCAUGAGUUCCCGUUACUUACCACGCUACAUCUGCACGAGGUGGCGAAACAUCAAACAAUCAGCUCACAUAGCCUGCUGCAUCUUAGUAUAGCACGCGUGGAAGGGCCGCUGGUGCUGCCACAGUUAUUAACAAUUCGGGUUUGUCAGGCCACUUCAAAGUUAUCCGAGUUCUUGUUGUCGUGUGGGACGGUGCACACAGUAGAGCUGUACGAAGGCAACGGACGCAAUCCAUCGCGGCACGAGUUGAAGCAAAACUAUCUCACACUCAGCUCGAGGUCCGUGCAACGGAUAAAUUUUAAGAAUAGAUACACCCCCACACUGAGGCAGUUACGGAAUCUCUGUGCUAAUAAUAGAGGUCUAGUUCGCAUACACGUAUUCGGGUGCGGCAGAGGUUGGGACGCGUACGAGUGGAAUAAGUUCUUAAACACGUGGAACGAUGAUAGUCCCUUUCUGGUAUUGCGCAACAUGGCUGAGCCGCCUACAUAUGUCAGAAAUGCACUAAGGAGUAUUCGUCAGGUACAUUUCCUGUCAAGGGAUUAUGAUGAUUUAGACGAUCUAUGAAUAAACAGGUCAAUCAC